Messenger RNA from Larimichthys crocea (large yellow croaker), 2370 nucleotides. It is a transcript of the gene pcyt1aa, whose product is annotated as phosphate cytidylyltransferase 1A, choline a. Gene Ontology annotation, molecular function: choline-phosphate cytidylyltransferase activity; phosphatidylcholine binding. The record is from RefSeq and is marked provisional. Lineage: Eukaryota; Metazoa; Chordata; Actinopteri; Sciaenidae. Gene Ontology annotation, biological process: CDP-choline pathway. Gene Ontology annotation, cellular component: endoplasmic reticulum.
ACCGGAAGUGUCCGACUUGUUGUGUCAGUUCCUUUGAGGCUGUCGAAGUUUUGUAGUUCCCGUGUAGCUGACCUGUCAGCGUUGUAGUACGAGCUGUCACUGCUCAUCGUUUGUUUGUCCUUCUUGGUGGUUGCGGGGUUUCGCUGGGGUCGGUGGGACACACGGGAGUUACUCGCGCUCACUCAGUGUUGCUGCUGUCAGCUAACCGGAGAGCUAACGGCUACAGUUAGCUUGACAGCUAGCAGCGUCGGCUAGCACUCGACGGUGGCUAGCAGCGUUAGCUCGGAAGACGCCCACUCCUGCAGAGCAGACCUCCGGACAACAGAGUGAACGAUGGAGGCUCAAAGCUCCAGCGGGCUGCUGCUGUCCAGAAAGAGGAGAAGAGAGGGCUCCAAUGGGGAGACCGAGGAGGGAGAGAGGCUUGGGAAAAUCCCCAGAUGUACUGUGGGAUUGAAGCACCCUGCACCUUUCGCAGAUGAGCUGGAGCCAGCUGCUACACCUUAUGAGAGAGUCAACAUGGAGGAGGCCAAGAGGGGAACACCACCUGACAGACCGGUUCGGGUGUAUGCAGAUGGCAUCUUUGACGUUUUCCACUCAGGUCACGCCAGAGCACUCAUGCAGGCUAAAUGCCUCUUCCCAAAUACGCACCUCAUUGUUGGAGUGUGCAGCGAUGACCUGACCCACAAAUACAAGGGCUUCACAGUGAUGAAUGAGGAUGAGCGCUACGAUGCCAUCAGACAUUGCCGCUACGUGGAUGAAGUGGUGCGAAACGCUCCCUGGACGUUAACGCCAGAGUUUCUCGCAAGACAUCGCAUUGACUUCGUGGCCCAUGACGACAUCCCAUACUCCUCAGCGGGCAGUGAUGACGUGUACAAGCACAUCAAAGAAGCUGGUAUGUUUGCUCCCACCCAGAGGACAGAGGGCAUCUCCACCUCUGACAUCAUCACACGCAUAGUCCGUGACUAUGAUGUGUACGUCAGACGCAACCUGCAGAGAGGAUACACAGCGAAGGAACUCAACGUCAGCUUCAUUAAUGAGAAGAAGUACCACCUGCAGGAGCGCGUGGACAAGGUGAAGAGGAAGGUGCGUGACGUGGAGGAGAAGAGCAAAGAGUUUGUCCAGAAAGUGGAGGAGAAGAGCAUCGACCUCAUCCAGAAAUGGGAGGAAAAGUCCAGGGAGUUCAUUGGCAACUUCCUGCAGAUGUUUGGCCCUGAGGGAGCUCUGAAGCACAUGCUGAAGGAGGGUAAGGGCCGCAUGCUGCAGGCCAUCAGCCCCAGACAGAGCCCCAACAGCAGCCCCACCCGCGAGGAGCGCUCCCCAUCUCCCACCUUCCGUCUCCCCUUCUUCACCAAGACCUCGCCGCCUCCCUCGCCGCCACCCCACCACAGCGGGGCCCGCGGAUACCUCAUCAGUGAUGACGACGACGAAGACGACGAAAACUAGAGCGUGUUCGAAACGUUCACUUUUGUCGGGGGGGGGGCAGCGCAGCAGCAGUCAGUGCUACCAGUUAACUGCGCUGUCGAGUAAUGUGUUUUUCAUCGAGCUCCUGCUUCCAUUUUUGUUUUGUUUGUUUAUGAUUUUCACAGUUAGUACUUCAGUGUCACGUUAACUUGAACAGCCAGUUUCUCCACCGCUCUUUGUUUUUAACAGUCAGUUAUGUCAUUUUCAUUCUCGUGCAACAGUCAGUAAACGUUACCACUAGUCACCUGAGUUGUAUGAAAAAUAAUCUCAUUUAUCUCUGUCACUUUUUGAUGUUGAGUUUAUUAGUCACUCACUGUCACUUAGGGAUAUUUGCAGGGCUUACACUCACUCGCGCACUCUCCCAUUUAUGAUGGUAUUCUUAAGGAUGGCGUAGUGAGGUAGUUUGUUUUUGUCAUGGUUUUAGCAGGAGGGAGCAGGUUUUUGGUCACUUGUUGGAGCAGCACAUCUCCAACAUCGGUGUGUGUGGGAGAGCUGAGACCUCACGGAGACACUGUUGAAUAUCUCAGAGGGGGAGGUUUUUCAGAGCGGGUCAGAAAACUGGACAUUUAAAUGAUCUGCGCGUGUGGGGCAGUUUAUAUUCUGCUCAGACUAAAAACAAACCUGUCUCUCUUUUUUUUUUUUGUUGUUCCAGUAACAGCGAAACUCCAGAUUACUUUAAAUCUGAGAGUCGAGUGUUAAACGUCUACUGGGGAGCAACGUCUCUCCCACGUUUGUCUGCCUGCUUUGGGGGCUAUGCGUGUCUGUGUGUAUGUGCAUGUGAUGUUUGUGCGUGCAAGCUCUUGUGUCGGCAUGUUUGAAAUGUCUUCUGUCAACAUUUUCCACCUGUUGACAGGUCUGGGUUCAGCUAUGCCUUUACUGCAUAUAGUAAUAAAUUUGCUUUUAUGUCUG